This is a messenger RNA of Ambispora leptoticha, 924 nucleotides long. The record is from the annotation of a GenBank genome assembly. NCBI's taxonomy places the organism in Eukaryota, Fungi, Glomeromycota, Glomeromycetes, Archaeosporales, Ambisporaceae.
AUGGAAACAUUGAAGAAAGAGGGGUUGCUCGAGCAUCUAAAAGCGCAUCUUUCAGAGGUUCAAUUCAAGAGUUUCCGACAAAAUGAAAUCGAACCCGAUGAUCAAGAGAAACUUCGUCAAAUGCAAGAAAUUCUAGAGAAAGAUCCUGCACUGUUUCUUACAAAAUGGGGGAAAUUUCUACCAAAAGAACAGCUACAAAAUUUUUAUUCCUUACGAGGCGAUUAUGAAGUGAACUGGUUAUUAGAACAUUUACAGAGUGAUAAAAAUAACGAAUCACCGGAAACAAUUUCACGUAACCUCUCACCCUCACAACGAAAAGAUAAAAAAAUACUAAACAGGCGGUUCAAGUAUUUGCUCAAUAACCUAGAAAAUACCUCUUACUUUAGUGAUCAAGCUAUGGAAAUGCGUGAACCCUUGCUAUAUGAAGAGUAUAUUGGAAAGUAUAUACCAGAAGAGGAAAGGUAUCCACCUUUUUCGGAUGAAACUGACCUUGUAGAACGUAUAUAUUAUGAUAUAGCUGAAAACGAGGCAAAAACUGUAGCGAACCUUGCAAAAUUACAUAUAUCUACUGUUGAAAAGGAGGAGACACCCCAACAACAAACCAGUGAAAUAGACAUGGAUGAAGAAAUAUCGUCUCACAACAAUAAUGAUAAUCGAGGGCAUUCUAACACCGACAUUGACAAGAACAUGGAGAAUUUAUCUUCUGAGGAACUUAAAGAAUUACGAGAAGAAUUUAUUGAUAUAAUGCGCGAAAAAUUCAUCUCUGGCAACGAUACGGAAUUCGAUUAUGAUCAAAUUGAUUAUAAUGAGGAGUUUGAUAAUGUCGAUCAGGAGACUAAUGAUAUUCAAGAUGAUUAUUUUGAUAAAGAGGAGCCAAAUGAUACGACAGAAAGUAACAAUGAUACAGGAAUUCUCGAUUAUUAG